AUGUCGACCUGGGGCCUUGCACUGUGGUGGCUUAUCAUCCUCGCCGUGCACCUGAUUACGUUCGGGUACAACACUGCCUAUGCGAUGUUCUACUACGCGCUGAAGGACACGUACAUGUACAUGACAUUCGGGUACUUCGGAAUCGGCAUGUUGGCGUUCUCUCCAUGGCGGCUUCCGGAUGGUUCUGACGCCUCGAUUACAAGUACCAAUAGAAUGGGAUCGUCCAAGAAGGCGGGGGAGUUGAACGCAGACGAUAAGAACGCUUCUCGACUGAUGUCGGCCAAGCUCCAAACCCAGCGAGUAUACUCGAAGGUAUGGGGUCGCAAGGGCGUUCUAGGCGUGAAUGGAGGAAACUUCCAUGCAAUUCUCGUCAUCCGGGAGCUUAUUGAGACAGGUUUUCAGACGCAACAAGCGUAUCGGAUGAGUUGGUAUCUCCCUCGCUUGCUACUCAAUCGGUUUUACCUGUUUUUGCUUGUGCUCAACUGCUGGUCGUCGGUGUUUAUCUGCUCGCUGCUGUUCAAGAAAAAUGAGCCGCGCAGGCGGUUUGCGUGUCUGGUAUGCGACUGCAUUCUCGACCUGGUGUCCUGCAUGGGCGUCCCGCUGAUCGUCGUCUUGAGCUACGUGGGUCACUACAACCCCGAAAUCACUGGUUUCGACAUGGAGAAAUGGUACGACGAGCAGUGGUCCGCGCGUGUCUUGAACGAGUUCCAGAUUGUCUUGGUGUCUUCAUGGUCGGAUUUGAUCAGCCGAACUGUGUUUUCGUUUGGGUUGAUAUCUACCACUACCAGCUUGAAGGAGCUUCUGCGCCGAGCACCAAGCGGAAGUAAACGGCGUAUUGCGUGUACUGCUGACAGCGUCCGAAUACCCGACAAACCCAGGCGCACUGAAGCAAAUGGACCUACCCUUGAUGGUAUCAUUGAAGCGCAUCAGCACGACAAACCCGUUAAAGUUGGCGCCGGUAGAUACGCCGAGACAGGAGUGCAGUCGCGCGGCGGUCGCAUCACGCUACAUUUAGCUCACUUGCUGUUUGGAGUUUGGGGCGUGGUGGUGCUCGGUCUGCACAUUGAUGCAUCGUUGCAGGCUGAGCUACCGCAAUGCACUCUGCAAGUGCACCCAUGGGCUGUGACAGAGCCAGCAUGUUACCUGGCAGUGCUCGACUGCGAUCAGCUCGAGAUCGGCGAUAGCAUGGAUGAGGUGGAGGCCAAGUGGAAUGAAUUCGACAGAUCCAGCGUAGUCACGUUGGUCAUGCGUCACUGCCCUGCAAUCGAAGUGCCCGAUAUGAUAGGUGAGUUUCACCGGUUAAGUGGCAUCAAGGUGUACAAUUCGACCAUUGCGAGUUGGGAGGAGUCUGCAGCGAUCACCAACAGCCACCACCCAGAUCUUGGCUUCCUAUUCAUGAUUCGCGUCAAUAUGACGGAUGGGCUUCUACCGGCCGGGCUUCACUCGUACGACUUCCCAACUAAACUGUACGAUAUCGAGCUGUGCUACACCAAUUUACGGGAAUUGCCUGAUGAUCUGGACUCAACGUGGAUGAUCGGGACGAUGAUUUACAUCGAAUACAGCCAACUUACGAGCGUGCCGUUAGCACUGACACGACUGGAUCCGUACUACUUGGCGCUGACAGGGAACCCCAUUUCAGAACUGCCACCUGAGAUCUUCGAGGUCGCCGAUAUGCUCUAUCUGGGCAUCGGCAGCACAUUGAUAGGCGAACUACCGCAGAACGUCACGAAUCUGUCGCCGACGCUUUCCUUCAUUUACAUAACCAACACCAACGUUUCGUUCUCUUGGUCGUGGAUCGACCCGCUCGUCGAGAGGAAGCUGGACUCGACACGUUCCUUGCUGAUGGGCGGAUCACCCUACUGCUCCGAUCUGGAAAGCCUCGCGGGUGGUACGGCCACCAGCUUUAGUGUUCUACCUUCAUCAAACUACUCUGUGACGCUGAUGAAUGCGUCUGAAGCCAACCGCGGUGUCAUUCUUCACACAGUCAACUGCGAGCUUCCAUACGCAGUACCAUUUUACCCCAUUGAACUUGAAGACUCCAACAGCGCCCUCAAGUAG
Phytophthora sojae is the source of this 2058-nucleotide messenger RNA. RefSeq lists its product as hypothetical. The transcript has 2 exons. The record is from RefSeq and is a predicted model, not a curated record. Lineage: Eukaryota; Oomycota; Peronosporomycetes; Peronosporales; Peronosporaceae. Bases 1 to 2058 code for a protein of 685 amino acids.